Molecule: messenger RNA, 2396 nt
Organism: Thamnophis sirtalis
Lineage: Eukaryota; Metazoa; Chordata; Lepidosauria; Squamata; Natricidae
Source: RefSeq, a predicted model, not a curated record
UUUAAACAUGUUCCCCUUAGGCAUUGUAUACCAAGAAACAAGUAUUGAGGCUGUGAAAUAAUGCCAACAUCUGAGGGCACAUUGUUCAUUUUGCUGCUGAUUAGUAGUCUGCAGUUGGCCAGAAAUCACAGUGAAGAUACAGUGAAUCCCACAUCUUCAAGAAGCAGGGUAAGCAGCACUCCUGUGAGUCCAACUAUAUUCAAUGUGACCUUUGAUAGAACUUCUACAGAAUCUAGAAAUAUCAGUGCUAGUCCAAAUGAUAGUACUGUAACAGAAAGCAAUACUCCAAGCAACAAGACCACCUCAACCCUGACUCCAACAUCAUCUCUUCACACUUUGCUAUUACCAACAACACAUCCACCGACUUUUACUACAAAAGAUGCAAAGCAUAGAAUAUCCUCUUCGGGAAUGCCUGCAAAUACUUCUAGAAAAUAUGAAGCUACCACUUACUUCAAGUCAUUUGAAACUGAAUCAAACAGUGUCACCACAAGCACUCCUAACAUCAGUUUCACGACCAGGGUUUCCCAUAACACAACUCAAGUAGAUGGUUUAACAUUUCAUCCCACUAAAAAUCUAUCAAAUACAACACCUAUGUUGUUAACUACUAGGAGUAGUACUGUUACAACUGAAUUAUCAACAACAGCAAAGCUGCCUCCCAAAGCAACGGAUAGCUUUACAGGACCAAGAGAAGCCCCAAAAGAAAGCCAUAUUAAUGGAGGGGUAAUAUUUGGAGCAAUUGUAGGAGCAAUAUUAGGCUCUGCGCUGAUUUGCCUGGUUGGAUAUUUAAUCUGUGGUAAAAGAAAAACUGAAUCGUUUGGACAUCAGCGACUUUAUGAUGACACAAGAAAUGAUCCAGUUCUGCGACUAGAUGCUAUACCUGAACCUUUCAAUGCAAACUUUGGAGAUAUAUCCUACUACAAUCCCAUGGCAGCCAAUGAGAACCCUGUCCAGAACCACAAAGAAACAUCAUACAAUGCAAUCCCAAUGGAUGACAUGACAUCAUCACAGCCUUCAGCAGAAAUGCAUAAAGCCAUAUGUUAGAAUUAAAAACAUAUAGAUCUUGUUCCUUCAUGUGGCCCCUAUAAAAUUUGAAUGUGUGUAGGAAGUGAUGAUUGCAGGUCAUGUCAUACUCUUUUUACCAAUCUUUUGCAUAUGAGAGUGAAUGAAUAUAUGCUAUCCCAUUAGAAGAAAUGCUGGCAGACUCAUAAGUAUGAGUAGACUUCUAAGAAAACUGGGUCCUUGAUCUGAAGUAACCUUUUUUAUAUUGGUAAUGUUUAUUGAUGGACAUUUGCUGCCUCUGCUGUUACCUACCAAGUGAUAACACUACAUAUGUAAACCGGUCACAAAUGUAAGUUCUGGUCCAUUUGUAUUAUUUUAGACAUCCAUGCUAUGAAUUAAACAAAAGCAAUCCAAACUACUUAUAUAAAAAUAUUUGCAUAAUUUUCUUUUAAACCCAAAUAUUUGUAAAGAAGUUAUUAAUUAUGACGGAAUAUAAGAUCAUUUACAAUCAGUAUGCUUCAGACUGAGAAAUGCUGAACUUUUCUGCUUAAUAAUAUCCCCAAAAUAUGUGCUAAUGUCUACUGAAAAUAGGAUAUUGGACAAAAGGGAUUUUUUACCCUUUCAAAGAAGAGCAAUUUUUCAACAAUUCAGCCUCUAAAUGAAAUUAUACAAGUAUCACAACAUUAGUGAUAAUAUACAGUCUAGUAAAAUCCUCUUCAUCCUUCCAAAUACUAAUUCUAAUGACAUUCAGAGUUCAAUAUUUUUCUCAAGGAACUGAUUGUUUAAUACUGAGCAGGUAAACUAUUUUCAUGGCACUGCUUAAAUUCAGUGGCAAAAAUGAUAAAUUUUGGCAAUGUUGCUCUCCCUCAUUUUUUAAAAUAGCCUCCAGAGUGUUCUCUUUCUAUACUUUGCUCCAAUUGGAAGAAAAAAAAGCUUACAUCUCUGCCCAUUCUAGUGUCAUCACCAGCUCACCCUCGAGCUUUUCUGGAAAAAGAUCUUAGUAAAAAGGAACAUGAAGAAAAGCUGCCCUCCCCAGAUUUAGGAGGAAGCUAAUUUUGUUAUAACAGAGUUUUUUUUAAUGUAGCAGAGCACCCUAAUUUUAUUUUGUUAUCAAAUAAAUAAAUUACCUAAUCAUCUAAUUAUUAUUGGUAGGUCAAUUUAGAAUAAAUAGCCACAUUCACCAAAGUGAUGUCUCCUAGAUAUGUUGGAAUUACAACUGCCCAACUUUCCAAAUUACAGGUUAUUUGGGAAUUCAAGGAACUGGAACUGCAGCUCAUCUGUAGCACAUCAGGCUGACAAUAAAAGAAAGUUAACAGAAUAGCUGAGUUGAAAGGGACCUUGGAGGUCUUCUAGUCCAACUCCCAAUUUAAACAGGAAAUCUUAUAUCAUUUCAGAGA